This is a messenger RNA of Calliphora vicina (urban bluebottle blowfly), 8821 nucleotides long. It is a transcript of the gene Su(z)2, whose product is annotated as Suppressor of zeste 2. Gene Ontology annotation, molecular function: metal ion binding; promoter-specific chromatin binding. The transcript is spliced from 5 exons. Lineage: Eukaryota; Metazoa; Arthropoda; Insecta; Diptera; Calliphoridae. Gene Ontology annotation, biological process: negative regulation of transcription by RNA polymerase II. Gene Ontology annotation, cellular component: PRC1 complex. The coding region runs from base 520 to 5148 and encodes 1542 amino acids. The record is from RefSeq and is a predicted model, not a curated record.
AAACGAAACGAAAAAGCAGAGAAACACAGAGAGAGUCUAAUAAGAAUUGGAAUUGUGGCAAACUGGCGAAAAAGCACAAAUUGUCCGUUAGUCUUUUACUAGAGCUGCUAAUGUGCGGUAGACGGUCGGUAAUUUUGAAAGUUCGGUUGUUUUGCCACUUGACAAAAAUCUCAGUUUUUUUUGUUUCGAUUUUGUAUAGUGGUUCUCCGAUCGAUUUUUUGCGUACUUUUUUUAUAACAUCAAAAAAGAGUGAAGUGAGCAAAAAUUAAAAAAAUAAAGAAAAGCAAAUUUAUAAUAAUUGCGUGUUGUUGCAAUUAUUAUAAAAGCUUUGAGAAAAAAAAUUAUAAAACAAACAACAAUAAAGAAUGGAAUUUUGUUAAAAAUCAAUAAAUCAAAAUAAUUCUUUAAAAAGUAAAAUAAACCGUUAUUAAACACGGGUUGUGCAAUCCCACAUAUAGAGGCUUUAGUUAAAUAUUCCAAAAAUAAAACCACAACUACAAAAGAUACUUCAAAAGAAAGAUGCAACUUUUAGAAGAUGAAUGUAAAGAAACUACACAACAGCAACAAACAAAUGUGACACAAGAUAAACAACAGACACAAACGUCACAAAUCAAAAUGGAUAAAUUUUAUCCGCCAAAACCGAAAAUCAACGCAUUUAACGAGUUGUUUACUUGUUAUUUGUGUCAAGGAUACAUGAUAAAUCCCACAACAAUAGAUGUUUGUACGCACACGUAUUGUCGCAGCUGCAUAGCACGACAUUUGGCGGUUGAUUGUUAUUGUCCCCAGUGUGGCAAAGCCAUCACCAUAUCUAAUCUUCAAUCCGAUGAUGCUUUGCGUUCGAUUAUAUUCAAACUGGUACCUGGUCUCUAUCAAAAGGAACGCGAACGUUUAGUGCAAUUUGUAAAUAACCGUAAAAACGAGGGAAACCUAAUCGGGGCCACAGAAAACAGCUUAAAUGAGUUGCUCGAGAGCGAUGACGAUCUAUUCUCCCCCACAGAUCCUAUCAGCUUAUCACUUGAAUUUCAUCCGGUGCUGGCGGAUCAAUGUCCCGAAGGUACGGUGCCGCCAGUGCGUUAUUUGCAAUGUCCGGCCAGUGUUAAAGUACAUCAUUUGAAACGAUUCUUAUGCUCGAAAUUCGAAAUAGAUCCCUGUAAUCGUCGGGUAGGCAUUGACAUCAUUUACGAGGAUGAAGUAUUACCCAGUGAUUUUACUUUGAUGGAUGUUGGCUAUUGUUAUAAAUGGCAAAGGCAUGCACCCUUAAAACUUACAUAUAGAAUUCUGAUAUACAAUGAUGAGUUGCCCUCUAAAUCCGAUAAUGAUUACGUAACAGACGAUAAGGUUUCGGAAAAAUCUCAUAAAAAUUCUAGUUUAAAUAAAACAGUUUCCUUUGCUGAGAACAGGACCCAGAUCACUGUGAAUGGUGAAAAGGAGCAAGCGAAGCAAGCGUUAAUUCCUGCAGUACCCCCAACAACACCGUCUCCUCCCCAGAUAACCAAAGUAAAAUCAUCGAAAUCCUCUUCGAAUAAGCACGCGUCAGCAUAUGCUCCCACACCAGCACAUUUAGAAGUACCUGUAAAAGUAACAAUUUCACGAAAACCAGCGGAAAAUAAAAAAUCGGUUUCAAAAAAAUCAUCCCUAUCGGAUGAGUUUGUAAUGCCCACCACUACCAAUGAUUUUAAGAGUUUACGUAGCAAUGAUAUACGUUUCUGUGAUUAUGCUAUAACAUCAUCCACCACCAACACCAUCACCACCAACGCCCACACUUCUUUGGCCAAUAACUCCAAGCAUUCCACGAAAAAGGAGAAAUCCCAGGCCGUCAAGGAGGAAAAGUCUGCAAAAUGUGAUAUUGUAGUAAGUAUUCCGCACAAUCAAAUGCAAGAUGAAUGGGAAUCGAAACCUUUAUCUCAGCUGAAGACGGCCAGCAAGAAAUCUCCGAAUUCAACCUGUACAGAAGUGACCGUUAGCGCACCACCCACCAAGAAAGUUCGUAACGUUCCAAAACUCAAAAUAGAAUUGAAUAGUUUAAAAACAAAGCUGAUAGAAAAACCUAAAUCAGCUGAUAUACGACUGGACACGUUAAUGAUUAGACAUCAUCGGCCGCGAAAAUUCUCACUCGAUGAGCCCCAACCCGUAGUGGAUAAAGUAGACUUGGAGACGUAUGUAAAACAUAUUGGCUUGAAGCCCAUAGAAGUACAGACAACAAGUACACUGGAAACUCCUGAUAAAUUCACACCAAAUGCCUCGCCCAUGUCCUCAAGUUCAUCUACCACCUCUUCUUCCACGGGUAAUUUCAAUUUCAAUUGCAGUGUGGACAUUUCCUCCUCGUCGUCUUCGUCGCACAAGAAACGCAAGAAAAAACAUUCCAAAGAUUCUAGGGAAUCAAAGGAUUCGAAAAGAAAGAAAAUGCAUGCCGAAAUAUCCUCCCAUUCGGCUGAAGAGAGCUUAAAGAUGAAAGUUAAACUUACACCCCCCAUACAUUAUAAGACUUCAAAAUUUGAAAGUAAGAAAUCUCCGCCUUUUAACAUGGAUAGAGUUGCAGAUCCCUUGGCAUUUGAGAAACCAAAAUCCCCAAGCAGUAAACGGGAUAGAAAAGAUUUUGAAAAACCCAAGUCACCUGAAAGUAAAAGUCAUGAACGUUCUAAGGAUAAAUCAAAAUCCCGUUCAUCUGAAAGCAAAAAGUCUAAAUCUCUUGAUAGCAAACAUUUCCAAGACAGCAAAAAACUGAAAGAUAAAGAUCUAGAUAAAUCUAAACCUUUAGAAAUCAAAAUAGCUUUAAGUAAUACCACGAGCAAAUCGUUAUCAAAAGAGUUCGACGAUGACGAGGAUUUGAUAAUACCUGAUUCAACAUCGUUAGGCUUAAGUAAGUCCCUGGCAUCUAUAAAGGAAGCAAAAUUGCCACAUUCUCCUCCAUUGCCGCCAAGUUUAUUUAAAACUACACCUCUAACCUUUUCGACUUUCUCACCCAACGUAACGACUGUGGCCAAGCCAAAACCUGUUGCAAUGCCAAAAGAAUCUAAAGAAAAACCAAAAACUCCUCACAUGAAACCAAUAGCUCCUAAACCCAUAGCUGCAAAGCCAGUAGCACCACCACCACCUCCAUCAUCAUCAUCCUUUAAAACUCCACACUUUGUAGUUCCUAAUCCUCCGCGUUAUAUGGCCUCAAACUCAACAAAGUUCCUUUCAACACCAACUUCAAUCGCAAGUGCGGCGAACAAGCACAUGGGUAAUCUACUCAAAAGGUCCAUCUCGUUGGAUGACAACAAAAACUCAGGACCUCUAAACAAACAGCAGAGAUUAGAAAAGCCCAAUCAAAUUACAGUAAGUGCUUACGGCAGUAACCUACACAUGACCAAAGUUGAAAUACCAGCCACACCAACAUCCUCCACGGCAAAGGCCACAUACGAGAUUCCUCUGUAUUCUCCGCUCUCCGCCUCCUACAAUCCGAAAUGUUCAUUUAGCGUAAAAUCCACGACCACAGCGGCUAAAACGACAACAAAGGCUACAUUACAAAACCCAAUGACCUCCAGUGCAACACCAGUCCCAACAGCCAAACACACAUUUACCGCAAAUGCUGCGGCAACCAACAAAACCGAUGUGGAUGUUAAAAAAGCCACAACUAAUGAUAUUAAACCUUCAUCCGCCACAGCGAACACCAUGGCCAGCAGUAACAACAAAACAAAAGCAUUAGCAACAACAUCAAUGACAACUCUAAUGGGCCCACCUAUGCAAAAGUUGAACUCUAGUUUAACUGUGGUGCCCACAGCUGUAAAGUCACCUCCUCUCAGUACUGUCCUGCCAUUUGCCUCCACGUCAUCAUUAAACUCAACUUCAACAGCCCAACAACACCCAACUCCUGUGUUGAAUACUGCAUACCUCUCUUCACCACUCUCCAUGGUGAAUUACCGACAGAGUAAAGUUCUCUUGGCUCAUGUCAAACCUACGAAUUUAACAGAAAUGAAAAUCGAAAAAACCACUUCAACUACAGUUGCAGCAUCAACAUCAGUAGCUGCCACAGCAACUGCGACAACAAAAACACCAGUAGCCACAACAAAUGGGUUGGCAACAGAAAAAGCUAAAAGCAGUCUAAGACAAUUUAGAUUGCCCUCUAGAGAAUCUGGUCAAGAUAUACUGGAUUUAUCAGCCACAACAAAAACCUCCACAAAUGGUGUGACGGAAAAACAGCCUUUCAAAUUAUCAACUACCCCCAGCACACCCCCUACAACGUCUACAGGCAGUACACUGGAAAUGGCUUUAAACAAAAUCAAACAAAGUAUGACUACCACCACCACAGCCACUUCCAACAGCGCCAGUUCGAAUGCUAUGGACCAUGUCAUUAAGAAACAGGAACUGCUUUCACCCAUAUCCGAUGACUUGCAAAACCUGCACUUGCUCUCGGAGUCAGCCACAGCCAGAGAGAAAAUCGCCAUCAGCUCAUCGACAACCUCGACAUCAGCGACAACUUCUUUGUAUGAAAAAGCUAAAAUAACCCAAAACUCCUUGGUCAGGCAGCAAAAUGCCUCAGUACGUAACAUACCAAAUCCUUCUGCUUUGGCUUUCCGCAAUCAGCAACCAACAACAAUCAUUCCACCCAUGGUCACUAUUGCUGCCGGUCUGGCCACAGCUCUAGCCGACCUGGAUAAACCCCUGCUACUUAAAACGCCUUCACCUCCCAAAUCACCGCACUCACCCAACUGCACUACCUCCUCCACUUCGCCUACGCGCAAUGCCAGCAAGAAACAUCCGUCAAUCGAUCAAGUGGCAGCCAGUUUAAAUCAGCGAGCCUCUGCUGCCGCAGAAGCCAAAGCCAAACACUCGGAUGAAACGGCCUUGGUAACGUCCACUUCGUCUUCGCUCACGGACAAAUUAGAAAGCAAAGAAAUAAAACAGGAAACUACAGAGACACUGACGCCAAGUGAGGCAACUGCUGCCCAACCUUCGUCCACUGUCAACACAUGUCCCAUGGUCAAUGUGCUAGAUAUUAAACAGGAACCCGAAGAGAAAAUGGAAGAUGUCCCCGAAAUAAAACCAGCAUUUCUCAAUACAACCGUCAAGAAAUCCUCGAUGGUGGAAAAUUUAGUGACAUCGGUGAUAAAUGUAACGACGCCCACAUCUACACUAUUGACUGCAAGUACGGCUGCUGGAUUCUGAAGGAGAUAUUAAAGUUUCUAUCUAUCAUCUGCCAAUUCCACUGCGACGACUUCUUCUGUAAAACAACAAAACCCACUCGAUACGAUCAGUGUUAUAAUGCUUUUUGCAGCUUUUUCUAGAGAAUUAUGGAAUCAAUGUUGAAUGCAACUGUGUGUAAACCAUCAUGCAUCAUCAUGUGAUGUAGACAAAAAUUGCACCAAUAAUUUUCAAAUAGUUUCCCACAGCAUUUAUUAUUGACAUCAGGCGAUCUGCUGGAAAAAGCAAAAAUAUCAUCAGCAACAAUAAGACGAAUUAUGGGAAUAUAACAAACGAAACGUAAAUAUGUAAGAGUGUAUAAAACAGCGAAAUGCAAACUCACACCACUACAGUUUUUAGAUAUUGUAGUUGUAUGAGUUGAGAAUUAUUCUCUGGCAAAAACAACUAGCUGAAAUAAUGAAAUAAACAAACAUAAAAGCGUAACACAACCUGCUUCUAUCAAUGCUCAUGCGAGACUGACUGUUUUUAUACAAUGUGUGUGCUUGCGUACAUGUGAAAAUAAAAACAAGAGAGCUCAUUUGAGAGCUCAUUGCAUUUCGCUGGUAUAAAACAAUCAUCAUUAUUAGUUGAAUGAAGAUGAAGAAAAAAUAAAUUUACCAUAAUGACGGCGUAUGUACAUGUGAAUAAUGGAAAAUUGCUAUUAAACGGAUCGUUUGCCAGUCAAUUUCACCAAAUCAAGCAACUGCGGGUAUAACCUCAAAUUCAAAAUCACCAACAAUCAAUUGACAACAACAAAAACAAUUUCUUAUUAUAACUUCAAGGAAAUUUUUAAAACGGUAAGAAUUAAUUCAAAAUUUAAUAUACUAAAUUUUUAAAAUGUGUAAAAUAAGAUAAAUGUAAAAUGAAUACAAAAUUAACUGAAUUACAUACAUAUUAAUACAUAUAAUAAAACGUGAAUGUUUAAUGUGCAAUAGAGAAAGAAAAUCAUUUAAAAUGGCUUUUUAUCAUAAAAUACUUAAAUAUUUUAAAUACUCGUAGGUAUAAUAAAAACAAAACAACCAUACUCUCAUAUUCAUGCAUUCGUGCUCACAAAUAAAUUAGUAAAAAGCUAAAUAAUAAAAUACAUUAUAAAUAUUUAUUCGUAUCAAUAAAUGUAAAUAAAUUUGUCAAAUUAUCAAUAAUACUUUACACGUACGAGGGCAGUUUGAAAAUUCCUUUUAAAACUAUAACUAAACACAUGUUAAUUCUAAAUCUCUCUUAAACUCGAUACAAUUUAUGUAAACAUUUCCAUAAAUUUGUUAAUAAUAAUAAUAACAAUUUUCAAACCCUUUAAUAUUUAAUCUAUUUCUAACUCGAAGAAAAGUCUGUAAUGAACGUUUACACCUACUAUAUCCCUAGUUUAUUUCCUUAAAGGGCUGACAAAUUUACAACAAUCUCUUAAUAGUUGCUAUUUGCCGAAAAUUAAACUUGAUAUUACAUUUGGAUAGGAUUUUAGAUGACCCUCGUACAAUGUGUAAAUGCAGUAAUAAAUUUACAUACUACACUUACAUUCAUUCAUUCACUAACCCAACAACAAAAUAAAUCAAAAUAAAAAAAGAGAAAUUGUAAUAAUGAAAAUAAAUAAAUAGAAUUGUAUAGAGUAAGUUUUUAAAUGCAGUUAAUCACACAAUAAAUUGAGAUAAACAAAUGUGGCUGGUAGUGGCGCAGUGAGUGGAAUGAUAUAUUUUUUAUAUUGAGUACUCGAAAAUAAGAGAAAAAUAAAAAAACAACAGCAACACGUACGUAAUCUACAUAUUUACAUACCUACAUAAGUACCAACCGUACAUACAUUUUUAAUAUAUGUAAGUAUGGAUGUAGGUACUAAGUACAUACGUAUGUACAUUUGUAAACCCUGUACUAGUGGGUGUUUGUUUGUUUGUUUUCUCUUGCACGAGUAUUUUAUAUUUCUGUUGUCGUUUUUGUUGCUGCUGUUGUUAAUAGUACGUAUAUGUAUAUAGUUGUUGCUAUUUAAAACAGUUCGUUAAAUUUUAUACUACGAACUAUGCUUUGGUUGUUACGAAGUUAUACGAUAGAUGCACAGUGGUUUAUAAAAUGUAUCUUUUUGAAGUAAUACGGUUGCUCGUGAACUAUGGGAGAUAUCUUAAUGAAAUUUCACAUAGUGCUGAUGCUUUUCUGAGUUUAUUUGUAUUUUCAUGUGUUCGUAGUUGGCAUGGAAGGUAGUGGGUGGCCCUCCAAAGUUGCUCUCCUCGUAACUGCAAUAUAUAUGUACAGUAGCCCAAUAAAGUCUACAUACAGAAAUUCAAAUUAAUUUUUUUUUCAUUGAAAGCUGUAUUUGUAAGUUAAAAGUAAUGAAAUAUAUUUGUUAAACUAAUAAAUUCAUGAUAAACAAAUUAAAACAAUAUCACUUAAGUCGGGUUUAGCAACAUUUCCAUCCAAAAUUUCGUUAUUUUUCGUUAUUUUACUCAGAAUCAAUAACUCUAAUAACGGCUAAAGGUAGGGUCACACAUGACAAAUAUUUGACGAAAAAGACGUAACCACUAAAUAAAAUAUUAACAUUUCAGUUCUUAUUCGAAUGUCAUGACAAUUUUUAUAUUUAUAUACCUACUACUUGAAAAUAUCUUUAAAACAUGCGCUUAAAUAAGUGGAUUAUCUAUCCCUCUUAGUUCAAAAGAUAUUUAGGUAAAACAUUUUUUUUUUAUUUUUUUACUUAUUUGUGUACGUGUUUCGUAAAGAAUACUAUUUAAUCUAAAAAUUUAUAAAAAGUCAAAACCCCGAUUAUAAAAAACAAUAUUAAUUUUGAAAGUAACAAUACACUAAAAUUGAAUAAGAAAAAAGUUAUCAACCCAUUGAUAAAAAUAUCGACCUAUAUAAGUUACAAAUUGUCUUACGCUAAUUUGAAUUUUAAAUUUUAUUUCACGAAAAAUCAUGAAAUUUCAGGUUUUUAUGGUAACUGUUAGUCCCCAUCCAUACUGUGAAACAUUUGAGUUUGAUGAUGAAAGGGGAAAGAUGAAUGGAAAAGGGCACUCUGUUUCAUGUACAUGAAGUUUUUGUUGAGUAUGUCAUCCACAUUUAUUCGUUCAUAUUCGUCCUGUACAGAAAUGUCAAAAACUGAAAAGCAAAAACUUCACUGUGUGGACACGAAUGCAAAUGUUUCACACUGUGGACCGGGACUUAUUCUGAAAAUUGUUUAGCUAAAUUUAUUUCCUUUAAUUGUUAAUCCUCUAGUCCUAAGAUUUUCAACAAAACCAAAUAAUUUUACACUCACAUACCUUGACUUCUCUUCAAUUUUUAAACGUUUUUAUACCUUUCACCGUUAGUGGCAAUUUUGUAAUUUCUACAUUUUUCAUUUCCGACCCUACAAAGAAACCUAUAUGUAUAUUCUGGUUGUUAUAGAUUGCGGAGUCCAUAUAGCUAUGUCCGUCUGUAUUGUGAAAUAAACUUUCCGUAGCUCCCAAAUAACUUAAAUACAUGAUUCAUAUAUCAAUAUAUCCGCAAUAGAUCCUGUACGUUUGAAAAUCGGAUCACAAAGAAAACCAGUACAGCCUUGAUUUUUGAUAUGGAUUACAAUAUGGAUAUCUAAUGAUAUGAUAUUAAGUCGGACCUACAAUGGGUCAAAAUCGAAAAAAUAUUAUUUAACCCAUUUUUUCACCAACAAAUUUUUAUAAGAAAAUUAAAAAAAAAAAUAAAUUUAUUUUUG